Penaeus vannamei (Pacific white shrimp) is the source of this 4089-nucleotide messenger RNA. Its product is annotated as cyclin-dependent kinase 4. Gene Ontology annotation, biological process: protein phosphorylation; regulation of G2/M transition of mitotic cell cycle; G1/S transition of mitotic cell cycle. Lineage: Eukaryota; Metazoa; Arthropoda; Malacostraca; Decapoda; Penaeidae. The record is from RefSeq and is a predicted model, not a curated record. Gene Ontology annotation, cellular component: cyclin-dependent protein kinase holoenzyme complex; cytoplasm; nucleus. Gene Ontology annotation, molecular function: ATP binding; cyclin-dependent protein serine/threonine kinase activity; cyclin binding.
UUCAGUCACGAUUUCAGCGCAUUUAAGAACAGAUAUUCCAAUAAUGAUUUAUCCCAAAACGAUUAUCUUUUUAUCAUUACACUUUUGCGCAUUCUUUUGUUUUGUUUCAGAUUUCUUGUCACGAUUGUCGUUAUUGUCUCUAUUGCCACCGUCAGCGAUAUCACGCCUGACAUAUAUGGUAUUCUAAUAGAUCUAAUAUUUUUCUAGAUGUUAAAUGUAUUAAUUCUUCGUCCAUUAACCCAUUCCAUUUUUCUCAGAUUGCUGGACAUCUGCCGCGGCGGACUGGAGCGAGAGAACCGCCUCAACCUGUGCCUGGUGUUCGAAUACGUGAAGCAGGACCUCGACCAGUACCUCAAGCGAUGCCCCUCACCCGGCCUCGAGCCAGCUAGAAUUAAGAGCUUGAUGCACCAGAUUCUGUGUGGCAUAGACUUCCUGCACAGUAACCGCGUGAUCCACCGAGACCUGAAGCCACAGAAUAUACUGGUGGAUGAGGGAGGCAGAGUUAAAAUCGCCGAUUUCGGCCUCGCGAGAAUAUACGAUUUUAAUAUGAGAUUAACAACUAUGGUAGUGACAUUAUGGUAUCGAGCUCCAGAAAUCCUAUUAAGCAACAGCUAUGCUACUCCAGUCGAUGUCUGGUCUUGCGGGUGUAUAUUUGCAGAGCUGUUUAGACGAAAACCUGUGUUCGAAGGACACACCGAAGGAGACCAGUUGCAGAGGAUAUUCGAUGUCAUCGGGACGCCCCACGAAAGUGACUGGCCUCGAGACGUGUCCCUGAUGCGCAAUAACUUCCGGCACCACCAGGGCAGGCACCUCAGAGAUGUCGUCCCUGAAAUCACCGACGACGCUGCAGAUCUGCUUCAGAAAAUGCUGAAGUUUGUCCCAAGUAUCCGCAUUCCUGCAGUAGAGGCGCUCCGACACCCCUAUUUCCAGGGGCUGAUCACUCCCCGCAUCAUAGCCACGAGUAACAGGUCAACACCCACACAGCAGGUUCUAAGUCCAGCUCCCCUUGCCACCAGUAGUCCUGCCAACACCCACCAUCACCACCAUCAACGGCAUGUUGCAACGAGCACCACCAAUACUUCUGUUGCCACUUCGGAAAGUAUCUCAGGACAGGCAGUUUUACCUGCACAGGUAACUGCGAAUGAUGAAAAUAAUCCUAAUGCAGGAAAUAGUGCCAAUACAAAUCCCAUAGUAUCAAGAUUGCCCGAGCCCAAAGUUGCUGAACGUGCCAUUACAACCACUAACUCUUCAGUGACAGAAACGACCUCCACUACGACAGUGGCAACAGUGAGUAGCGGUGGUCUCCCUCCCACCAGCAGUAGCUCAAAUCCUGUGGAAUAAUGAAAGUUUUAAUUACUGGGAGCAUAUAUCUAUGGAAAUCUUAUGUUGUAAACCUAUUGAUUAUAAUAUAUUUUUUUCUGAGUGAUGUUGACUUUUAUGCCAGAAAUUCAAGAUACUAUUUGAUGCAGAAGUUUUUAUAUACUUUAGUUCAAGGACUAUUGAGAAAGAAAAAAAGCUUCAGACAUUGGAAAGUCUGCAGCAGUGGUGAAUCAAGAGUUGACUUAGAGUGCCUGAUGUGUGUGUAUUUUUCUAAAUCAGCGUAAGAAAAAAAAAAUAGUGCCUUGUGUUUGUGUGCUACUUGGAUGUUAAGGAGUGUAAUAACCACUGUAGGAGUCUUUUUACUCCAUAUUAUGCUUAUUAGAAAGUUCCUUUUUGUAGUGUUGCUUGAUGUGAACGUUCCAUGAAAAGUCAGUAUACGGCUGAAACUAACAUCAAAAGCAUUCCCUCUGGCAUUCCCGAGAGAGUAAAAAAAAAAAAAUGUUAGUGAGUGGUGCUUAUUGAGUGAUGUAAUGUGGCAGUUUAUUAGACACUUAUUAAGGCAACAAAUAUUGCUUUAUUUUACUUGCUGGUCUCUCUGGCAAACCUCAGAACUGAAGAUGACAGCUUAAAAAUCUGUUAAGAAAAUUAAGAGGCUCAAUUGGUCAAAUAAUGUAUACCAAUGAAGGGAAGACCAAACAACACAGUGCACGUGUUUUGUACUGACAGUAUCGUUGGUGCAAAGAAGUUGUUUACAAAAAAAUAUUAGAAUGGAUUAGAUUCAAAGGAAAAUUUGAUGUUUAUUGGUACUUAUGUGGUUUGAAGAGUGAUUAAGAACUCAUUAAGAACCAAAUUUUUUAUCCAAGAUUGUAACUGAUUAUGAUGUAAUUUAUCCCUCUUAUAGACAAGAUAGGUGUUUGUUGAAGACAAUGACCCUAUCUUUUUUAGCAAUCCAAAUUUAAGUAAUUAAAGAUAGAUAAUCUACACUUCUCAGUGGAAUUGGGUGGUAGUAACUGUAAUUACACAGUAAUGUGGAGUAAAGCAUUAAAACUUUCUAUUAGCAACUUUAUGACUGCUCAGAGGCGUGCAUAUCAUAAACAAUGCAAGUGUGUAUCGUUUUAUAACUGAACUUUUUUUUUUAUUCUCUUAUUAUAAUUGCAACUUGUCUUGGUCCUUGAGAAGCUUGUGUCAUGUAUGAUUGCCAUUCAAAUUAAUGUCCCAACAGCGUGAUUUGACCUCAAAGCCCUUUCAACAGCAGAUGAGUGUAAAUGUUUCAUGUAUCAUUUUUGCUUUAGCAUGUCAUCAUUAGAAACAUAACCCUGAGUCAUUAGGAUAGAAAAAAAAAGUCAUUUUUUUCUAGAUGCAAAUGAAAAGCUGAUGCCAGAUCAGUAUCAAGUAUUUUUUUUGUCGUAAAUCUGUUACACAUUAGAUUCUUUAACUUUGUGGCUGUACAAUGAUUGCAGAAGUAUUCACAUUAGAUAUUUGCAUUUGGUUGACGCAUUGUAAUGUUGAGUGAUAAAAAGUAUUGCGGCACUGUCAUGUCACGCUGCAGACAGUAUGUGCACCACAAUUGACUUACUAGAAUAUAAAGAAAUAUGGUAUGUAUCCAAAACCAAUGACAGUCUCUGACAUUAGUCAGCUUACACGGUAAUUUAUUCAAACAGAAGUUGCAUAUUAUGCUAAGAUAUUGCUGGGUUGAAGGUAGGAGGAGUGUCUCUCUUGUAGAUGCACGCAGUAGAGUUAGACAAUGCACCCCAAGCUCUCUUCAGACCCAUACAUUUACCUGAGGUUAUUGCCAAUUAUUGUAAGUAAGUCAGGUGGUUUAGGUCCUACUUAUUUAUCUUACAGUUGUGAGUGUUUUAUCAUUCUUUAUUUAUAUGCAUGUACAUGGUGAGUGGUGUUGAAUAUCUGAACAGUAUGAAGAAAGCAAUUAAGAAAGACAGACUGUUGACAUUUUGAGUGAUACAUUGGUUCAAGGAGAAGCAUUUCUCUCACCGUCAAAAUGUCUUAGGCUUCAGCAGUAGCGUUUAAUUAGUGUAGUAUAAUCCAGCUUCUGCAUUUGUUGUAUUCAUUCACAUUAAUCACUCAUUAGUUGGUGUUUAGUCAUUGCUGGCUGGUUGUCUUUGUUUUAUGUAACUAAUUAAUUAUUUUGUUCAUUUAUCACCUAAGAGUAUUUAUGGUUAAUAUAAUUCAGUACCUUCGUACAAGAUGCUGUUUAGAGUCCCUUUCAUAACUUUUUUUUUUUUUUUUUUUUUUUUUUUUUUCUUCAAUAGUAGAAUUCGGAUCGUCCCCCUCGCCUCUCUCUUCUCUUCUUGUUCUUUUCUCUUAUCCUUGUACCAGUUCGUAUCUUUAUUCCUAGUCUUAUUCCUAUUCCUAUUUUUUUAUUCCUAUCCUUGUCCUUGCUCCUCCUCUUCUUCCUUCUGCCGUUUUUUCUUUAGAAAGUCUCGCUAAAUUCUUGCUUUUGCUCCUUCCCAUACAUAGAGUCCUGUUUAUCUGCAUCUAUACAGAGAAAGUAUGCACAAAGAUUUAACAUAGUUUUCUUUAUAAGAAAGCUGACACUUUGCAAAGGACGGAAGAAAUGUCUUUGGAGGAGAGAUUUCUGUUUUGCUGAUUGCGAGAGUUUAGGAUAUAUGUUGGUUAUUAUUCUGUGUUUAAGCAGUAGAUGGACUUUGUUAUAUAAAUAUAUGUAUGUACAUGUAUGUGUGUAUAUGUGUGUUUAUAAGUACACGUACAUGUCCACAUGCUCACACACACACACAUGCACACUCACAC